This is a messenger RNA of Vigna angularis (adzuki bean), 1872 nucleotides long. RefSeq lists its product as uncharacterized. The record is from RefSeq and is a predicted model, not a curated record. The coding region runs from base 1 to 1872 and encodes 623 amino acids. The transcript has a single exon. NCBI's taxonomy places the organism in Eukaryota, Viridiplantae, Streptophyta, Magnoliopsida, Fabales, Fabaceae.
AUGGAAGAUUGGGAAGAGGAACGUGAAAUUGUAAAGGCCGCUAUUAGUCAGCUAAAGGAUCAAGUCGGUCAAAUUUUAGAAGCGUUGAAAGCCAUGAAAACCGCAGCAGAGACUUCGUAUGCAAAGGCUGAUGAUAAUGCUCACACUCCAGUACAUGACGCUGUGGGCACACAAUUCACAUUUCCAAUGUAUGGUUUACCACUAGGUUACACACCGCCAAUUGGAGAUUAUUCAGAGCCAGAGCAUACUUCUUUGGCUUUUCCUGUAACUAGCAAUGUACUUCCCGUUAGUACCCAGGGGCCUAUCCACACAACUGAGGCAAAGAUGAAUGAAACGUCCAAGCUUCCCCACACAAUUGUCGCACAGUAUGUUGCUUUGCAGGCGAACGUAGAAGGAGCGAAGGAUAAACUUGAAGUUCUAGAAGGUAGACUGAGAGCCAUAGAAGGGUUUCAAAGUUACGGGUUUGGUGACGUGGCAAGGUUGAGUUUGGCUCCAGGAGUGACCAUUCCACACAAGUUUAAGGUGCUAGAAUUUGAGAAAUACAAGGGAAACACAUGCCCUAAGAAUCAUUUGACUAUGUAUUGUCGAAAAAUGGCUGCCUACGCAUACGACGAUAAACUACUUAGUCAUUUCUUUCAAGAUAGUUUGGCUGAAGUAGCAUUGAGUUGGUAUACGCAUCUUGAAUCCUCUCAUAUCUAUUCUUGGACAGAUUUGACGGACGCCUUUGUAAGACAGUACAAAUACAACAUGCAUGUCGCGCCAGAUAGGUUACAAUUGCACCAUAUGGCAAAGAAAGAUGAGGAGUCUUUUAAAGAAUACGCACAACGAUGGAGAGAGCUGGCAGCGCAGGUUGAACCACCUCUAUAUGACAAGGAGAUGGUUGCAAUGUUUGUAAGCACACUACAACCACCUUUUUAUGUGCAUAUGAUUGGCAACGUGUCUUCCAAUUUCGCUAAUAUCAUCAUCAUAGGCGAAAGAAUCGAAAUCGGACUGAAAAGUGGGAAAAUUAUAUCUCAAGCCACCACUCCGAAGAAAUCUAUUUUUAAUCCAGGGAAAGAGAAAGAAGGGGGAGUGCAUACAACAUCAGUGAUACCCAUGUGGGGAGGUCAUGCGCCCACACAUAGCUAUGAACCAAGCUCGAGUUAUCCUCUUUAUGUGAACAAUACAGUGUCUGGUCCCCAAAUGAGACCUCGACAACCAGGAUAUUAUCAACCACAACAGGCUAAUGCUAGGGGCACUGGAGCCGGUUUAGGUCCAGAUCAGAAUGUUGGUCAAAGUGCUAAUGCCAGGAGGAACCAAUUGAAAAUUUUCACUCUCAUUCCUAUGACGUAUACAGGUUUGUUACCUCAUCUCCUUAAGAAGAGUUUGACUGCUAUUCGUCCAAUAAAACCCUUACAGCCUCCAUACCCUAAAAAUUUUGAUGCAAGUGCGAGAUGCGAUUUUCACGGGGGAGCCAUUGGCCAUUCGACCGAAGGAUGCGCCUCUCUUAAAUUCACAGUACAAUCUCUAAUUGAUGCAGGAUGGCUGAAGUUCCAAGAAGACAAACCUAGUGUUGAAGUCAAUCCCCUUGUCGAGCACGAAAAUACCUCAACAAAUGCCAUCAAGGUUGGACGACACAGGCUAGUGCAGGAUGUUAGUAAAAUUUGUAGUUCUAAAAAGGUCAUUUUUGAAACGCUGAUAAGAUUGGGUUUGUUAAGGGGUGGAGAUGGCCUCGGCGAGGCAUGUGGAAUCUGUUCAGGAGCCGAACAUAUCAUUAAUGAGUGCACCAGGUUUAGAAGCAUUCUCCAAGAUCUGAUCGACAGAAAUUUCCUACAAAUAUACCACCAGGAUAAGGAAGAAGAUGUAUUUACAAACCCAAGAGCUGAAAGAUAA